AAAAAAUGUAAUGACACUAAUUGUCAACGCUUUCAAUAUUAAAUUCAUCGUAACAACGAUAACAAUCAUAUUUACUCGUAACAGAAAACUUGUUUUUUCACGUUAAAAGUGCCUAAAUAUCGAAUUGAAGUGUUCGAAAAACAGUGGGUUUUUCCGAUAAAAUGAGUGACCAACCUGGAAACGAACUGGAUGAGUCAGUAUUGCUAUCAGAUCGUACCAGCAACAGCGAAUUCUUUAUCGAUGAUUACUCGCAUCUAAGACUGUCUUAUUAUCAGUAUCGAGACAACAUAUCCCUAAACGUGAGUGAUUCGAUCUACCCAGAUUCAACUUACUACACUAAUGCUUCGACGAAUGAAAACCACGAAAAUUCAACUAAUUCCACCAAUGCUGCAACGGAAAAUAACAAUUUGAAUAGUACCACUCAAAAUUCUACUAAAUCAAUCAAUGCUACCACUUCUAUAGUUCUAAAUGAACAAGAAAAGCGCAAUGCAACACCUGAAAGGCACCGUGAAAACAAAGAUUUGAGUAACGCCAAUACAAAUUCUACUAUUUCAACCAAUGCUACCAAUUCUAAAGUUCUAAAUGAAGAGAAAAAACGCAAUCCAACACCUGAAAGGCACCGUGAAAACAAAGAUUUGAGUAACGCCAAUACAAAUUCUACUAUUUCAACCAAUGCUACCAAUUCUAAAGUUCUAGAUGAACUAGAAAAGCGCAAUGCAACACCUGAAAGGUACCGUGAAAACAAAGAUUUGAGUAGUGCCAAUACAAAUUCUACUAUUUCAACCAAUGCUACCAAUUCUAUAGUUCUAAAUGCAGAAGAAAAGCGCAAUGCAACGCCUGAAAGGUACCGUGUAAACAAAGAUUUGAGUAGUGCCAAUACAAAUUCUACUAUUUCAACAAUUGCUACCAAUUCUAAAGUUCUAAAUGAACAAGAAAAGCGCAAUGCAACGCCUGAAAGUUACUGUGAAAACAAAGAUUUGAAUAGCAAUACAAAUUCUACUAUUUCAACCAAUGCUACCAAUUCGAAAGUUCUAAAUGACGAUGAAAGACGCAAACUUCGUGAGUACUUAGUAUCCCAAAUACCUGAUCUGCCACACCCAUCGUACACUGCUGCAUCGAUUAUUGCAUCAGCUUCACAUAGAAUGGAUCCAUCUAAUCGUUUUGUGUACAACAAUAGAAUUGAACAAGGUAAUAGAAGGGAUGAAGAUUUUGAAAUGGAGACUUUUACACCCGAACGUAGGUCUACGCUGAAACCCGAUACGAAGCUUUGAAUUGUACUAAAAUCUAAUACCUAGCGUGUUUUUUUUUAAUUUUAAAAGUUUUUAACCAUGUAAAAAACAUAGGAAUAUAAGUGAGUGCAAAAAUGUUUUAUAAUAUAGAAAGUUACAUACUUACAUUAUUUUUUGAACAGUUUGCUUUAAUGUCUCUUUGUGUUUUAAGUAUUUUAUGAAAGUUUUAUGUAAAUACUCGUUGGAUAUGUGCGUAGAAGAUGGGUUCAUUUUCAAAAACUAUGAUUUAUUUAUUUUAAGAAAUAAAAUCUUAUAUGAAUUCACCAUUCAUUUUCUCUAAAAGCAUAUUGUCUCAUAGUGUUAAGUUAAGCCUCAGCAACAUUUGUUAGAAUUUAGUAAUAGAUACUUACCUACUUAGUUUUAUAAGAUUUUUAAAUUCCAUUUUUUAUUCUUGUAUUUGAAAUAUUAUUUUUGAGGAUUAAAUUUUUAUUAUUUUAAUAAUU
Maniola jurtina (meadow brown) is the source of this 1732-nucleotide messenger RNA. RefSeq lists its product as uncharacterized. Bases 162 to 1271 code for a protein of 369 amino acids. The transcript has a single exon. The record is from RefSeq and is a predicted model, not a curated record. Lineage: Eukaryota; Metazoa; Arthropoda; Insecta; Lepidoptera; Nymphalidae.